AUGGUGAUGGGGAGGCCAAGCAACAGCUACGGGAGCGGGGGCGACGAGGAGCGGCUACCCCUCCGCGGCGUGCUGGAGACGCAGCAGCGGGCGCCCGGGACGCCGCCGCCGCCGGCCCACCACGCCGCGGAGCAGCUGAAGGAGGCGAGGCGCGGGGGCAGCAGGCUCUGGCGCGCGUCCGUGCGCGCCGGGCUGCUGCUCUGCCUGCUGACCGUCCCCGCCGUCCUGCUGCUGCUGCGGUGGCAGGCCGACUCCUCGCCGCAGUGGGUCUUCGACUUCGAGGCCCCCGAGGAAGACGACGACCAAGAUAUACAAGAUGAUAUGUCCGAUGAUCUAUCACCAUCGCCACAAAUAGCCUAUGACCGACUUCUGGGUGGCCUUCUGGUUGAGGGUUUUGAUGAGAUAUCAUGUAGAAGCAGGUAUCAGUUUGCACGCUAUCACAGUUCACCAAGCAUACCUUCUCCAUACCUCAUAGAGAGGUUAAGGAAACAAGAAGCUUUGCAGAAAAAGUGUGGUCCAGGCACCAAAGCAUACAAGGAAGCCUCAAAGCAGCUGAAGUCCGGUCAAAGCAUCAAUGUGACAGAUUGCAACUAUCUGUUCCUGAUUAUUCACGCUGGCUUAGGGAACCGGAUGCUUGAGAUCACUUCAGCAUUCCUUUAUGCGCUACUUACAAACCGGAUUUUGCUCGUGGACCGUUAUAAGGAGAUUGCAGACCUUUUCUGUGAACCCUUUCCUGGAACAUCGUGGUUGGUUCCUUCAGAUUUCCCUCUGAACAAUGACGAGUUCAGUCAGAGUAGUCCUGAGAGCUAUGGAAACAUGCUGCAGAAUAGUGUUUUCGGUGGAAAUACAGAUCGAUCUUUGGCUGGUAAUAGACCUCCCUAUGUGUAUCUCCACCUUGAUGGCAUCUAUGGUUUCCAUGACAAACUUUUCUUCUGUGAAGACGACCAACAGUUCCUGCAAGGGGUUUCAUGGUUGAUCAUGAGAACAGACAUGUACUUUGUGCCGUCCCUAUUUCUCAUUCCAGCUUUCCAAGAUGAACUCAGCAGGCUAUUUCCUGAGAAAGACACUGUUUUCCAUCACUUGGCACGCUAUCUUUUUCAUCCGACAAAUAAUGUUUGGUAUUCGGUUACAAAAUACUUCCGGUCCUACCUGGCCAAAGCUGAAAAAAGAGUGGGAAUUCAGAUCAGAAUAUAUGAAACCAAAGGUAUCUUACAAAGAAAUGGUCCGUUCCCACACAUUUUGAAUCAGAUCCUCUCAUGUGCUCAAAAUGAAAAGCUGCUUCCAGAAGUUAGUAUGGCAGAGGGAGCAGCAGCUGAGACUCAGAAUAACCGAACAGCAGCUGGGACUCAAAAUAACCGAACGAUUGCUGUUCUAACGACUUCUUUGAGCUCUUGGUACAGUGAUCAAAUUCAGAAGAAGUACGAUGAGCAACCAUCAGUUGAUGGCAUAACUGUCAGAGUGUUCCAGCCGAGCCACGAGGAGUACCAGAGGUCAAGGAACAAAAAGCACAACAUGAAGGCACUUGCUGAGAUCUAUCUACUGAGCAUGAGCGACGUACUGAUCACCAGUGGCUUUUCCACGUUUGGGUACGCUGCUCAGGGGCUCGCCGGCCUGAAGCCAUGGAUCAUGUUUAGGUCGGAGAACCACGUGAUGCCAGACCCACCGUGCGGCCGUGCCAUGUCCAUUGAGCCGUGCUUCCAUCAGGCUCCCUCCUACGACUGCAAGGCGAAGAAGGACGCUGAUUUGGGCAAGGUAGUGCCUUACGUGAGGCACUGCGAGGAUGUGAGCUGGGGGCUGAAGAUUGUAAAUCAAACUCAUUUGUAG
Molecule: messenger RNA, 1824 nt
Organism: Miscanthus lutarioriparius
Lineage: Eukaryota; Viridiplantae; Streptophyta; Magnoliopsida; Poales; Poaceae
Source: the annotation of a GenBank genome assembly